GACUCCAGACUGAGCUGAUCCAGACCUCCACCUCCACCGCCCUCAGGAUGUUGUGUCCCAGCGUCUUCCAGCCAUCCCCCAUCACCAUGAGGCCUUUCCUGGACCUGCACUGGCCCGUCCGCAGCCUGUGGCCCGAGACCCGGCCGCUGUUCUACCACAUCGAGCAGGAGAUGAUCCGCCACAUGCAGGAGAUGAGGCAGAGCAUGGAGUACAUGGAGAAGCUGCACCAGAAGAUCUUCGAGGAGAUCGACCAGACCUCGACCUUGACGGGGGUUUUCAAGCCCAUCGCCUUCCAGGAGCUGGGGAAGGAUGGCGGCAGCUUCGCCCUCAGCCUGGACACUCAGGAGUUCUCCCCACAGGAGCUGUCAGUCAAACAGGUCGGCCGGAAACUGAGGGUGAGCGGCAGGACGGAGAAGAAGAAGGAGGACGAGAAGGGCUCGUACUCCUACAGCUGCCAGGAGUUCAGGCAGGAGUUUGACCUGCCCGAUGGCGUUGACCCCAAGACCGUCACCUGCUCGCUGGUGGGCGGCCGGCUGCAGAUCCAGGCGCCCCGGGAGAGAACGGUGACCGAUGGGAAGGAGAGAGUCAUCCCCAUCAGCCUCACCUCGGCCCCGGCCGUCACCUCCUCCAGCGGGGAGCCAGAGGGGAGCGGCUGCUCCUCCUCAGAGAGUCCUGCUGAGAACUGAACCGCCUCAUCUAGUCUUUGUUGUUUCCGUGUGGUUUUACUCUGAUGGACGGGAGGGAACAGGAAGCUCAUACUCUGGUUGCACUUUCAUUUUUAACUCUUCAUAAUAAACUUCUUGUGAUGUUU
Messenger RNA from Chelmon rostratus (copperband butterflyfish), 811 nucleotides. RefSeq names its product heat shock protein beta-11-like. Gene Ontology annotation, molecular function: protein folding chaperone. Gene Ontology annotation, biological process: response to heat; protein refolding. The transcript has a single exon. The record is from RefSeq and is a predicted model, not a curated record. NCBI's taxonomy places the organism in Eukaryota, Metazoa, Chordata, Actinopteri, Chaetodontiformes, Chaetodontidae. The coding region runs from base 48 to 686 and encodes 212 amino acids.